AUUUACAGUAGGGCUCAGGAGAAGGGAAGAGUUAGAGCUAAUGUUGAGUUAACCUCAGUGAUCUGAUAAUUCUCCUGUCCUUUACCUCUCAUCUUUUUUGCUUCCCCUUUUCUGCACUUCAUAAGCUCUUUCCUCCUGGGGACUGAGUUAUCCAAUCUGAGCUAAUCUUGGAAAGGACUGUGGUCUCUCUUCAGCCCUGGAUCCCAUCAUGGACCUUCUGUUUCUGCUGCAUUUAUUCCUGUCUUUCUUGGACAAGUCCUUUUCUCAAGAUCAUCCAUGUUUUGACAUUCAUGUCCAAGAGCUUGUGACUGUUCAGGAGGGGCUGUGUGUUUCCAUCCCUUGCUCUUUCAAUGAUUCCACCCAAUACAUUGAUAACAACCAAACCUAUGUAUACUGGUUCCAGAAGAUAAAUGAGGAAAAACUCAUGGCCACCAAUGACCUCAGAAAAAAUGUUCAAUCCUCGGCUGGGGGCCACUUCCAGCUCAUUGGGGACCUUCAUAGGAAGAACUGCUCUUUGAGCAUUACUGGAGUCACAAAAAAGGAUCAUGGAAAUUACUCAUUCCAUGUGAGAAAAGGAGACCUUUUGUCAUCUAAAAUGCUGUUUGUCCAUGUGGAAGAUUUGACACAGAAGCCAGAGAUCCUUAUUCCAGACAUUCUAGAGUCUGGGUGCCAAGUGACCCUAACCUGUAUAGCUCCUGGAAACUGUAAAGAGGGAACAUCACCUAAAUUCCUCUGGACUGGCUCUGCUCUUUCAUCACGUGGAUUUGUCUCCCAAGAUUUUCAGUCCCCCAAACUCCUCUUUACCCCCAAAGUACAGGACAAUGGCACAAAUCUCACCUGUCAGGUGACAUUCCCAGUGGCCAAUGUGAUCACCGAGACAACUGUCCAGCUCAGGAUUGCCUACUCCCUAAGAAUACUUAACCACUCUUGCUUGUGGACAGAGGAAAGAUUACUCUGCACUUGCUCCAUCCUGGGAAAGCAGACUUCCUCCUUGCACUGGUGGGUGGGAGAGAGCAUGGUGGAUAGAAACAGCACUAAUGACACCCUUCGGGUUGUGUACAAUACCUCUGAGAAUCAGAUCAACAGCAGUCUAACCCUGAAACCAGACCCUGGUCUUAGUAUUCGCUGCGAAGGGAGGGACCUACAUGGGACCCAAAGUGUCAGUGUCCUGCUACUGAUACCAGGUAAAGGAAGUGGGGUUCCUGGGUGGAAGGGAAGAGAAUUCUGAGGGGACUGGGUUCCAGGAAAAGUACAGGAGAAAGGAGAGGUGUGAGGAGGGGAACAAAAUCUUUAAAUCAUAAGAUCUGGUACCCAGUCACUCAGUAUUUGUGAGUUGCUAGGCAAAACACUAAAUCCAUCUUUAAAGGAGAAAAAAAGGAAGGAAGGAAGAAAAGAAAGAAGGAAAAGAGGAAAGAGGGAUGGAAGGAGGAAGAGAGGAAUAGAGGAAGAAAGGAAGGAAUGGGGGAGGGGAGGAGAAAAGAAGGGAGGAAGGGAGGGAGAAAAGAGGGAGGAUUGAGGAAAAUAAACACAACUAGAUGAUGCAGUGGAGAGAAUUCUGGGCCUGGAAUCAGGAACAUCUGAAUUCAAAUGAGCAAGUCACUUAACCUCUAUCUGUUUUAGUUUCCCCAACUGUAAAAUGUGAAUAAUAAUAGCAUCUACCUCCCAGAGUUGUUGACCCAAUCAAAUGAGAUAAUAUUUGUAAGUUGCCUAACAAAAUACCUGGAACACAGCAGGUAUUUAAUAAGUAUUGAUUUCCUUCUUUCUCUGCAAGUGUCCAGAUUUGCCAUGACUUCUGGGUCUGGAGAUGACAUUCAUCUCCAAAGAAAAAGCCACAAACAAGAGACCAAUACCACAAACACAAAGUUCUCCCAGGAUGCUAUUUACAGGCCUGGCUCAGCUCAAAAUGAUUAGCAUUGAAGACCAUUAAAAUUUUAUGUUUUACUCAAUGUCUGGGAAGCUGUCAGACUAGCCAGGUCACUGGUUGGUUUUAUGGAAGCACCUGCCUAUUCGGGGAACCCUCUUAUUCCUGGGAUCCUCAGUGCUGGAGAAGGGGAAGGAAGGAUGGCAAAGGAAAUAGCUCCUCUGAGACUGCAUCUCUUUUCAGGUAAUACCUCCUCCAGUCCAUGGAACUACUUGAAUUGGAUAAUUAAGGGAGCCCUGUGUGGAAGCAUCAUAAGUGCGCUAUUCUUCACAUGCGUGGCAGUUUGCUUAGUGAAGAUAUUUAGGGGGAAACAGUCUAAUGAAGACUUGAAGACUCCCAGGUCUACCGCCAACACCAAGACAGAAUCUAGUGAUAUCACACUGGUUGAAUAUGAGAAUUCUGAGAAGUACAGUCCCUCGGAGAAGCCUCCCUCACCUGUGCUGGAUUCCUCCUCACAGAAAGACAACCUGGUACAAUACGCCUCUAUUACUUUCAAAGCCCAGAAGGCCCAAAAUAUGGUCAACCCAGAAGACACUCACACUGAGUAUUCAGAACUCAAAUUCCAAUAAAGAGACUGGAGCAAGAAGAGUGGGGACUACUUGGGAUUAGGGUCAAGUUGGAGCACUGCUUUGAGGAAAAAAAAGAUGCUGUCAGCAUGAAUCCAUAAGGAGUAUAUUGAGCUUAGUCACUCUGGGGGAGAUGAGAGAGAGAGAGAGAGAGA
Molecule: messenger RNA, 2642 nt
Organism: Antechinus flavipes (yellow-footed antechinus)
Lineage: Eukaryota; Metazoa; Chordata; Mammalia; Dasyuromorphia; Dasyuridae
Product: myeloid cell surface antigen CD33-like
Exons: 6
Coding region: 209-1228 (339 amino acids)
Source: RefSeq, a predicted model, not a curated record